Molecule: messenger RNA, 459 nt
Organism: Coffea eugenioides
Lineage: Eukaryota; Viridiplantae; Streptophyta; Magnoliopsida; Gentianales; Rubiaceae
Exons: 3
Coding region: 1-459 (152 amino acids)
Source: RefSeq, a predicted model, not a curated record
AUGGGGGGUCGUCCAUUUGCUAUAGCGGAGGGGGCGGAUUUUAUGUCUUUCAUGGAAGAGGAUGGGGUUUUUGAUGUAGACUCCAUUUCUAUGCUUCACCUGGCAAGACAUCCCUCAGAUCAUGCUCCGCUGAAGAUUUCGUUUGCAGCUCGAUCGGAUAAUAUACCAAGGCCCUUCCGAUUCUUGAAUAUCUGGACGACUAAACCAGAACUCUUGGAGGUGAUUCGCCAGGCUUGGAAUCAAGAUGUGGACGGAUCUCCGUUAUAUGCUGUACAACGGGCAGAGGAGGCUGUGGAUCAUGAUGUUUCGGAGGAGUGCCAGGUGGAGCUUAGCAAAGCUCAGGCGAAGUUGCGGCACGCAUUGUCAAUUGAAGGACAAUUUUGGAGUCAAAAGGCCAGGUUAAAAUGGCUUCGACAGGGAGAUCGAAACUCAAAGUAUUUUCAUGCGGCAAUAAGAUAG